Musa acuminata AAA Group (dessert banana) is the source of this 2503-nucleotide messenger RNA. RefSeq names its product F-box protein At4g18380-like. Bases 978 to 2132 code for a protein of 384 amino acids. Lineage: Eukaryota; Viridiplantae; Streptophyta; Magnoliopsida; Zingiberales; Musaceae. Gene Ontology annotation, molecular function: protein binding. The record is from RefSeq and is a predicted model, not a curated record. The transcript is spliced from 2 exons.
AUUUCUAAUGAUUGACAUUGUAAUCAUAUAGAUUUUGCAAUAGAAAUGCAAGUCUAAAAAUUGGAGAAAUAAUUUACCUUCACAAAAUAUUUAUCAUAUUUUAAAAUAAUAAACAAUUCGAUUUGAUAGUUCUCAACCUUAUAAUAAUGUUGAACAUAAUGUUGCUAGAAAAACACUCAAGAUCAAAUGGAGAUGUUAUUAUAGUAUAUAACUCUUUGGAUUGUACAAGGAUAAUGUCUAUUUAGGUUUUUAUGAUGAAUUUUUUGUAGGAUUAUAGAUGUAUUUUAAGGAGAUUUUAGUGAUGCCAUAUAUUAAAAAAUUCCAAAAGGUUAUAAUAGAAAUUAUAAAUAAUAAUUUAAAUAUAUUAAUUUAACCAAAACUAUUAUUCUAUAUAGAGCUUAAUGAUAAAAAUAUUAGAUUUAAGGAUAGUGAAAUUAAAGAUAUAUAUCGAUUCGUUACAGCGUGACAUAACAGUCCGCGUUAUCGAUUCGAUGGGACAGCAGCGGCUCAAAAUAUCUUACCAGGUUCGGUGCGCCGUUACGCUCGGUCGUCGCGCCGUUAACGUGUCUUCGUCAUGUUCCGUAUCCUCUGGUAUAACGAAAACCUGCGGGUCGGUGAACCCAGAGAGAUCCAUAAAUGUCGAGCACUUCCUCCUCCCCCAAGCCCUACUCCGUUCAUCGAAAUCCCGUGAUCGAUCCCUAGAUUCGCCUCGUGUUGCUUCUGCUACUCUCCGAGAUCUGCCUUCUCGCGGAUCAGGUUGAGAUUUGGCUUCGUUCGAGUCAGUCGAAGCUCGGCGAAGCUGCGUGGUUUCGGAUCCUUGGGGAAGUGGUUUUGCGGACAAAGAUUGGACUUUCGUGGGAGUUGAGAGCUUCCGAGGUUGCAGCCGUCGGCGAUUUUUGAGAUCAUUAGAUCGGUGCAUUCCUUCCUUUGUCCCGGUGGAAAAAAGAUCUCAGCUUGCUUUCAUCGUCAAUGUAACCAUGACAUUUGAGUUGAACAGGAGGAAAUCCAUCGGAGGAUCUUUGUUCGCGAGCGUCCAAAGAGAGUGCUUGAUUGCCCAACAAGGGAACAUGCAGUCCAAAUCCCGAAUCCAUGCAGACCCCUCCCUCUACCAGGACCACUUCGAUCAAAUUCCAGACUCCCUUGUCCUCCUCAUCUUCAACAAGGUCGCCGAUAUCCGGUCCCUCGGCCGCUGCUUGGCCGUGUCAAAACGCUUCAACAUCCUGGUCCCCCAGGUUCACGACGUGUCUGUUAGGAUCGACCGAGAUGUGUCGGUGGAUGGUGACGCCGAGGAGGCGUUGACCCUGUCUUCCCCUAAACCUCGAAACCUCCUUGCACAUCUCUUGAAGCUCAUGCUGUUCGCUAUUCUCAAGCCCUUUCAACACCUCCAGAACUUUACUGCCGGGCAUAAGCCUCUUUUGCCGCAUCUCUCCCGUCAUUCCCCUGCGCAAGUCCUCAAGAAGUUCACCCAUGUCCGCAACCUGAGUAUCGAGCUCCCUGCUGGCGACGUCGGAACGGAAGAUGGCGUCUUCUUGAAGUGGAGAGCGGAGUUCGGAAGCACCCUUCAGAACUGUGUGAUAUUGGGUGGGACCAAGAUGGAUCGCAGGCCUUCUUCAGCCAAUCUGGAGGGGUCAGUGGAAGACACUGGGAGCAUACCGGAGCCGUUCUAUACGAAUGGAGGUCUGAAGUUGCGGGUUGUUUGGACUAUCAGCUCCUUGAUUGCUGCUUCCACAAGGCACUAUCUUCUCCGACAGAUAAUUAGGGAUCACCCCACGUUGAGAAGUGUGGUCUUGACGGACGCCGAUGGCCAGGGAACAUUGACCAUGGGAGCGGAGCAGCUGAAAGAGUUCAGAGAGAAGCCAUUGGCAGCCUCUGCAUCAUCAAAUAGGACUCAGGUGCCUGCAUCAAACAUGAAGCUGAGAUACACUCCAUACUUGGAGCUGCCCGAGGGAAUGGCAUUGCAGGGAGCCACGCUGGUGGCUAUCAAGCCCGCAGAAGAGGGCACCACCAGCGGCAAUUGUAGCAGGAAGGACGCUGAGGCAUUUGUUUGUGGGGCAUUUGACGGGCCAUUUCAGGCUGCAGCGAAGGCACUACUGAAGAGACGAACUUAUCUCUUGGAGAUGAAUGGUUUUUGAAUCAAUUCGGCCUCUUGCCUUCGUUCUCUUCCUAUGGCUCGCGGUGGUUCGUUUUGUUUGUUUAUGUGGAACCAGUUGCAGAGUGCCAUUUCCUCAGGAACAGAGGCAUCAGCAUUUGCAGUAGCCAUCCAAUUUUCCUCCAUUCCUGCAUUCCUGUACAGUAAGAAUGUUUUGAUUUACUGAUCUACAUGUUAUAGUGCAUAAAAUGGAGUACCAGUCAUGAAUUCUCAUCUCAACGCUGAGCAUGUUGUGUUUUGGGCUAUACUAAUGUGUUGCCCCCACAAAGUUUCAGUAUCAGUUGUGUACUAUAGAGUGAGAGUAUGACUUAUCACCCACCUCUGCAUAAUAUCUAAGGCUCUUUUAACUGCUCC